AUGGUCGCUGAUACCACAUACUAUGACGCUCUAGGCGUGCCGCCUACCGCGACUGAGCUGGAGAUCAAGAAGGCUUACCGCAAACUUGCGAUCGUCACUCACCCUGACAAGAACCCCGGCGACGAGACCGCGCACGAGCGGUUCCAGGCGAUCGGUGAAGCAUACCAGGUUCUGAGCAAUGAAGAGCUCCGCAAACGAUACGACAAAUUUGGAAAGGAGGAUGCUGUCCCCGGAGGUGGUUUUGAGGACCCCUCGGAAUUUUUCAGCAUGAUCUUCGGUGGUGAGGCCUUCGUUGACCUCAUCGGAGAGAUUUCCCUCAUGAAAGACCUGACCGCGACAAUGGACAUCACGAUGCAACAGAUGGAAGAGGAAGAACUGGCCGAGUCCGCAGAGCAAAAGCUCAACAUUCACGAUGAGGAAGUCAAGGCUGCUGAAGCCAGCGGCAGUUCUCCUGCUGCUGAAGCCAAGGCGGCGGAAGCGGCCGCCGAGGCGUCUGGCUCUUCGGAGGCAGCGCCGCCCCUGCUUACACCGAGGCGCCUGGCCACAGUUCUGGGUCCAUCUGAGGAAGAGGCGCGGAUGGAGGCAGCUGGUCUGUCGCAAGAAGAGAAGGAGUUGCGCAAGAAGGAGAAGAAGAAGGGUCUGUCCAAGGAGCAACAAGAGCGCCUUGCCGCGUUCGAAGAGGAGCGAAGGAAGGCCCGCGAGGAGCGUGUCAACACUUUGGCUAACAAGCUUGUCGACCGUCUCAGCGUAUGGACCGAGACUGACAAGGGUCCCGAUGUUACUCGUGCCUUCCAGGAGAAGAUCCGCCUGGAGGUUGAGAACCUGAAGAUGGAGUCAUUCGGUCUGGAGAUCCUGCACGCCGUUGGUGCUACCUACGUUCAGAAGGGAACUUCCUUCCUCAAGUCCCAGAAGUUCCUCGGCAUUUCUGGCUUCUUCUCCCGACUCAAGGACAAGGGCACCCUCGCCAAGGAGACUUGGACGACCAUCUCCACGGCCAUCGAUGCCCAAAUGACCAUGGAGGAAAUGGCCAAGCUGGAGGAGCGUGGUGGUGAGGACUGGACCGACGAGAAGAAGGCCGAAUAUGAAAAGAAGGUCACCGGCAAGAUCCUGGCGGCAGCCUGGCGCGGCAGCAAGUUUGAGAUCCAGAGUGUUUUGCGCGAGGUUUGCGACCAGAUCCUAGGUGACAAGCGCAUCCGUCUGGAGAAACGGGUGGAGCGUGCCCACGCUCUGGUGUUGGCUGGUAACAUAUACGCCAAGGCUGAACGUGAUCCCGAGGAGGAGGGCGACUACAUGGCCUUCGAGCAGUUGAUGGCCGAGGCGAUGCAGAAGAAGGGCAAGGACGAGAAGAAGAAGAAGGAGAAGAAGUCCAAGCAUGGCCACGAGGCAUCCGAGCAUGAGCACGCUGAGGAAAAGCCAACUGCCUAG
Molecule: messenger RNA, 1425 nt
Organism: Penicillium macrosclerotiorum
Lineage: Eukaryota; Fungi; Ascomycota; Eurotiomycetes; Eurotiales; Aspergillaceae
Product: DnaJ domain protein
Exons: 6
Coding region: 1-1425 (474 amino acids)
Biological process (GO): protein import into peroxisome matrix
Cellular component (GO): cytosol
Source: RefSeq, a predicted model, not a curated record